Molecule: messenger RNA, 941 nt
Organism: Lemur catta (Ring-tailed lemur)
Lineage: Eukaryota; Metazoa; Chordata; Mammalia; Primates; Lemuridae
Gene: BSX
Product: brain specific homeobox
Exons: 3
Coding region: 167-865 (232 amino acids)
Biological process (GO): regulation of DNA-templated transcription
Molecular function (GO): DNA binding; DNA-binding transcription factor activity, RNA polymerase II-specific
Source: RefSeq, a predicted model, not a curated record
GUCUUCUUGCCUCUCCAGCGCCCGGGGUAGCCCAGGCCGAGGAGAGAGCGGCAGAGAUUCCGGCCUCGCAGGGUGGUUGCCGGCUUUCCACCAGGCUUGCUGAGACGCUGCCUGCCUCCUACACUUCGUCCACGGUCUUUGCCCUGCGGCAGGUGCUCCGCUCAAGAUGAAUCUCAACUUCACCUCUCCUCUACACCCGGCGUCUUCGCAGAGGCCCACAUCCUUCUUCAUCGAGGACAUCCUGCUGCACAAGCCCAAGCCGCUGAGGGAGGUGGCCCCCGACCAUUUUGCCAGCUCUCUGGCCUCUCGGGUACCUCUGCUAGACUAUGGCUACCCCCUCAUGCCCACACCCACCCUCCUGGCUCCUCACGCCCACCACCCUCUGCAUAAGGGAGACCACCAUCACCCUUAUUUCCUCACCACCUCGGGGAUGCCGGUCCCUGCGCUGUUCCCGCACCCGCAGCACGCGGAGCUGCCGGGGAAGCACUGCCGCCGCCGCAAAGCUCGCACGGUUUUCUCUGACUCGCAGCUCUCGGGCCUGGAGAAGAGGUUCGAGAUCCAGCGAUACCUGUCCACGCCGGAGCGGGUGGAGCUGGCUACGGCCCUCAGCCUGUCCGAGACGCAGGUGAAAACGUGGUUCCAGAACCGGCGGAUGAAGCAUAAAAAACAGCUGCGGAAAAGUCAAGACGAACCUAAAGCACCAGACGGGCCCGAGAGCCCCGAGGGCAGCCCCCGCGGCCCAGAGGCCGCUGCUGCCGAGGCUCGGCUGAGCCUGCCCGCCGGCCCCUUCGUGCUAACCGAGCCAGAGGACGAGGUGGACAUUGGGGACGAGGGGGAGCUCGGCUCCGGGCCGCACGUGCUCUGAGCCGCCAGGCUGGGGAGGGUUGGCGGGGGAGGAGACCGCGGGGCCCGGCGUGGUUCUCUCCCGGACGGGAAGACUC